AAGUAGCAAAGUCUAGUUCAUAUUAGCGUUGCAGUUCGCCAUUAGGGAUAGAAAUUGCUCAAUAAUGUGUAAUCUGCCCUUGGACUAAGCGCCAGCCUUUGGUUUGACCAAAAUCAGUUUUGAUAAAUCAUCAUGUUUGCUCAAUUGGUUAGCGUUUAUCUCAAAAGCAUGUUAAUUAACACAUUCGCAGUGCUCUACUAUAAGGGGUUGGCAUUCACGUUUGCCGGCAUUGGUAACUAGUGAUAUCAAGCUCUUUAUCGGAGCAACACAGCAUCGCAGCGAUUGGACGUGGUGUUAAAGAUUUGACAAAUAUUUGCAUACAUAAUUGCACCCGCUCUUCACUAAUCUCAAAGAUAUUAUCUGUGUUUCAAAUGUUAUACAAGUUAAAAUUCAAGACAGAAAUUUCGCGGUGGUGCAACAAAGUAUUAGAUUCGAGUAGUGCCAAUCGUUGUGCGAGAAAGCUAGAUAUCACCUUAUCGUGACCAUUUACUACAUAUCUCUCAACUGCUAUAGUGACGUCGAAGUACCGAAUUUCACGGCGAAAUGAAGCAUCGGAAAGUUUACAUCACGUCAGUGGACGAGGCUGCCAAUCAUCAUCCCGCACCAUCAGCAUCGCCGUUCCCGGUGGGACAAUUGCCACAUUCGGCAGCCGGACAGCAGAAGCAGCAGCAGCAGCAGCCGCCGCCGAUUCCUUCCAUAGAUCUGGCCAUGUCUUUGAACAAACAUCAACAGCUUGACCGCACGGGCUACGACCCAGAGGAGACACAGCAGAUAAACGCGUCGUUGCAUGGCAUGUGUAAUGGAUUGGAAAUACAACAGAACGGUGAACACACGCAAAAUUUGGGGCCGAACCGUAGACGCUCCAGUAAGUCUAUCUUCGUCCGGAAUUGGCCCAUUGUAUCACAACCGCUUGCUCUGCUGGCAAUAUUCGCCCUUCUCUGGGGGAUUGCGUAUUCGGUGCUGCCGAGGGAACUCACCGAGCCGAACACACCGUUCAUGAGGCUGUGGUUUCUCUUCGUCGGAGCACAAAUCAGCGGCAUCCUGGUUUCGCUGACUGGGCUGCCCGAUAUGCUGGGAAUGCUGUUUUGGGGCGUUCUGUACACUAAUGUGGGCUGGGCGGAAUUCCAAGGAUUGCAGAAGGUGGAGGUAUUUCUCAGAGAGUCGGCCCUCGUCAACAUAAUGCUCCUGGCGGGGCUCGGUUUGGACUACGAUUCGCUGAAGAGACUCUUUCGUUUCAUUAUGCAACUCACCCUGAUUCCGACGGUGGCUGAAGUGGUCGCAAUUGCCGUGCUGUCCAGAUACCUGCUGGAUUUGCCCUGGCUUUGGGGCGUUCUGCUAGGCUUGGUAGUGACGGCAGUUUCGCCGAACGUGGUCGUGACCGUACUGCUGCGCUUGAAGGAGGAACGUCUCGGCAUGAACAAAGGAAUUCACACAUUAAUCAUCGCCAUGACAAGCUGUAAUGAUGUCCUAGCAAUUUUCCUAUUUGGCGUCAUUUUGGGGGUGAUAUUUUCCACUGGUAACCUUACUAGUCAGAUCCUCCAAGGACCAAUCGGUAUCGUAAUUGGUCUAGUCUUUGGCGGUGCAUGUGGUGCUGGCUUGCUCUACCUCCCAUCCUAUACUGCGAAAUAUACCAACGGGUUGCGCUUCACGAUUACGAUCCUCGCGGGGACACUCUCGGUAGUCGGUAGCAAGCUGAUUGGAUAUCCCUCGGCAGGCGCUCUGGGGUGCAUCAUGACGGCAUUCGUGGCGGGAACCGGUUGGAAGAAACGCAUCGAUUACGACACCAACGAGGUGGAAAUGUAUUUGGACUUGCUGUGGAAGUUCCUGAAGCCAGUAUCUUUCUCGUUAAUUGGAAAAGAAGUCAAUUUCUCGGUGCUGGAGGGCAAAACCGUUCUGUACGGUGCUAUUACACUGUUGGUUGCAGUGGUGCUUCGCCUGGCAUUCUCGUACAUUUCAACACUCGGCAGUGACCUCAACUGGAAGGAAAAAGCUUACGUAACGCUGUCAGGUUUUCCGAAAGCCACGGUUCAGGCAGCCUUGGGUCCAGCCGCUCUGGAUUUGGCCCGCAGCUUGAAUGCAACAGAUGAUCUACCACGUGCUCAAACGGUGCUGAUUGUAACUGUUCUUGCAAUCGUCUUUACUGCUCCAUUGGGUGCACUCCUGAUGAUAAAACUUGCUCCGAGAUGGCUGAAGAAAGAGUUGCCCGAAACAAAUGGGGCCUAAACAAAUGAGGGCAAAUUGUGUACUGUAACUAUUUUUCGGCAGGGACUUAACUCAUACACAAAAGAAUGGCGAUCUAUGUCAUGAGUGACUUUUAUUGUUGGCAAAUGCAAUAAAAAGAAAACAUGAAAUACAAUCUCUACUUAUAUGAUCACUUUGAAA
Aedes albopictus (Asian tiger mosquito) is the source of this 2382-nucleotide messenger RNA. RefSeq names its product sodium/hydrogen exchanger 9B2 (gene Nha2). The record is from RefSeq and is a predicted model, not a curated record. The coding region runs from base 544 to 2223 and encodes 559 amino acids. Gene Ontology annotation, cellular component: membrane. Gene Ontology annotation, biological process: proton transmembrane transport. Lineage: Eukaryota; Metazoa; Arthropoda; Insecta; Diptera; Culicidae. The transcript is spliced from 8 exons. Gene Ontology annotation, molecular function: antiporter activity.